This is a messenger RNA of Endocarpon pusillum Z07020, 450 nucleotides long. RefSeq lists its product as uncharacterized. The transcript has a single exon. NCBI's taxonomy places the organism in Eukaryota, Fungi, Ascomycota, Eurotiomycetes, Verrucariales, Verrucariaceae. The coding region runs from base 1 to 450 and encodes 149 amino acids. The record is from RefSeq and is a predicted model, not a curated record.
AUGUGCCGUGAGACAUUGCUCAUCUAUCCCCGGUGUGGACAUGUCAAAUCCUCUAUGGGUAUCAUCUACCACUGUCCGUCCUGGGCUGCCAAAGGCCGCACCUGCCUCAACGACAUAGGUCUGACCUUCAAGGACUACACUUUCAUCAUUGAAGACACACGUACUCAGCGCUUCCUUGACAGCCACGAGACUUCCAUUCCUGGUGACUGGAAGACAGAAAUUGCCCUGGGGUACAAGGGGUACUGCAACAACUGUGUGGAAGGGAGGACAGAACCGAGAAAUGAGCGUCAAAGGCAGGAUUUCCUUGAUGUGUAUCUGGGAGAGUAUGAAAGAUGGGGAAGGGAGGCAGAGAAGAGGAAGAAGAUGGCGGUGGAGCAAGAGAGAUUGAUCCAGAAUUUUAGGACGCAGAAGAAGGGAGAGACAGAAGCAUGCACAACGGAAGCGGAGUGA